Ostrinia furnacalis (Asian corn borer) is the source of this 457-nucleotide messenger RNA. Its product is annotated as vesicle transport protein GOT1B. Gene Ontology annotation, cellular component: membrane; endoplasmic reticulum. Lineage: Eukaryota; Metazoa; Arthropoda; Insecta; Lepidoptera; Crambidae. The record is from RefSeq and is a predicted model, not a curated record. Bases 152 to 457 code for a protein of 101 amino acids. The transcript has 3 exons. Gene Ontology annotation, biological process: endoplasmic reticulum to Golgi vesicle-mediated transport; retrograde transport, endosome to Golgi.
GAAUAAAAGUGACAGCUCCCAAAAAAUUCGAUAUCAAAAAUGACGUGGAGAAAUAGGUUAUGAGUUUGUGUAUUAAUUUAUUUACAAUUAAUAUUAAUUGAACUAGUAGUGAAAUAUAUUUUAGACCCAUCUUAGUUAUAUAACACACAAAAUGAUUGAUAUAACGGAUACCCAGAAAAUCGGCGUCGGCCUGGCCGGCUUCGGUAUGACGUUCCUCUUUCUGGGCGUGUUACUGUUGUUCGACAAGGGAUUACUGGCUAUUGGUAAUAUCCUGUUCAUCAGUGGCCUGGCUUGCGUCAUCGGUCUUCAGCGGACGUUCUUCUUCUUCUUCCAGCGGCACAAAGUGAAGGCCACGGUGGCUUUCUUCGGAGGCAUUCUUAUAGUGCUGGCCGGAUGGCCUAUGAUCGGGAUGGUGGCUGAGAUUUACGGGUUUCUCUUGCUGUUCAGGUAUGCUUAG